Molecule: messenger RNA, 1167 nt
Organism: Brassica oleracea var. oleracea
Lineage: Eukaryota; Viridiplantae; Streptophyta; Magnoliopsida; Brassicales; Brassicaceae
Product: F-box protein At2g14710-like
Exons: 3
Coding region: 1-1167 (388 amino acids)
Molecular function (GO): protein binding
Source: RefSeq, a predicted model, not a curated record
AUGGAUUCAACCAAAACGAUAAAAGAGACAGGCGUGCAAGAUCAGGAACAGCUUCCAUGGGAGUUGGUUGAAGAAAUACUCACUCAUGUCCCUCCAAUAUCUCUUGUUCGCUUCAGAACCGUUUGCAAAAGAUUGGACGAUCUCUUCAAUGACAAGACGUUCAUCGAUAACCACAAGUUGACGUUUCGAUUCAUUCUAGCAACCAAGUCCAAGAUUUAUUCGGUAAGCAUUGACCCUAAGAUAAUGGUGCGUGAGUUAACAUUGGCUGUUACCGGUAAAGAAUCUGAUAUUAAACAUUUGGCUGACUGCAAUGAGUUCUUGCUAUGUCGCAAGAAAAAAGAAGCCGCGGUUUGGAACCCGUGGUUGAAACAAAGUAGAUGGAUCAAAGCUGAUGUUAGCCAAUGUAGUUUCGAAGUCGAUGGCAUAGGUUAUGAUAAUCACAAUAUGAGAGCCGAGGAAAGACGUUACAAGACCAUUGGGUCUUACUUGAAGAACCAUUCCGUGUGGAAACCCCAAAGCCUGAAAGAAGAGAGUUGGAAAGACCUCAAGUUGAAGGCUAGUAGGGGAGACAAAAGUCUGAAAGAUAAAGUAACUACCUUAUUCACGAGAUGUGGUGUAUCGUUACAUGGAAAUUUGUAUUGGAUUGCUUUCUAUGACAAGACUGAUCUCUUGUACCAUCUAAUUAACUUCGAUUUUUCGAGCGAGAGAUUCUAUACAUUCUUUUGUGAUCUACCAUGUGGGAUGAACCAUCCUCGCAAUGCUCUUGUCCUUCGGGUCUUCAAGGGAGAUCGGUUUGCGUUGUUGAAACAAUGCUACAAGACAAAAAAGAUAGAGAUUUGGGUGACCAAGAACAAGAUUAACGUUGAGGAUGGUGAUGAUGUGGUUUGGAUGAACUUCAGGACUUUGUCUAUACCUAACUUUCCAGGUUUAGUAUCGAAUGAAUAUUCCAGCUCUCAGCCAAGUUACUUCAUCGAUGAUAAAAGGCUUGUUAUGUGUUCUUGCGACGAAACUGGCCAUCCUUGGAUCUAUAUUGUGAAAGAAAACAAGUUGAUCAGCAAAGUCAAACUAAAUUCUGUGGUUGAUCCUUGGCCUGUGCAUUGUACUUAUUUUCCAAGUUUGGUCCCAGUUCCUGGAAGUCCAAGAGAAGAAGCAUUAUUACAAGUUUAG